Molecule: messenger RNA, 588 nt
Organism: Protopolystoma xenopodis
Lineage: Eukaryota; Metazoa; Platyhelminthes; Monogenea; Polystomatidea; Polystomatidae
Source: the annotation of a GenBank genome assembly
AUGAAAAUACCAUCCAGUAUUUUAGGACAAAUUCAAUCAGUCUUCAGUCCAGUACAAAUGGCCUCUAUCUCUCAGCUUGAUCACUUUUCCCCAAUUUUCACUGAUCGCCAGCAAAUUUGGUCUGAAAUUGGGUUCGACUUUUCUACAUUUGAUUUCUUCCAUUUCCUGUCAUUUGACCUGCCCGUUUCCCUUCCUGCUAGCAACUCUCAAGACAACCAGGUCUCCUAUCCAACCUCCAGUGUCAAUCAAGCCGAAAGCGAGCCUACGGAAAGUCAAAAUGACAAUAAAGUAGGAAACGUGAUGCCAAAAACCAUAGCUUCAGGACGUAGUCAAUGCCUACGUCGGCAUCAACACAAGCAUCAUCGUCGCCAUAUCCAACAUAAACAGCAAUCAAGUCGCACCAGUUUAAAUGGUGCUUUUUUGGUCGACGGGACUCCUUCGGUCUCUACUGGCAAACACAGCUUUGAGCCUUCUCCUAGCAGGGAUCUUGCCUCUGAGCUAUACCUUACAGCAUACAAUCACAUAUCAGACGAUAAUGCCUCUCAAGAUGAUGGCAAUAGCGCCUCUAAUGAUCAGCAUCGGUCCUGA